AACCUCAAGGGAAUAAAACCUACUUCAGCUCUUGUACUAUUUUUCCUCUUGAACGGCGGGAAACUGAUGAUUUUGGGGGAACCUCCCUCCAAAGGAUCCAGUUUUCUCCCAUUUGGAAUUAUAAACCCUAAAAGUUCUAUUUUACGGAUUCUCCUUGAAAUCUCUCAUUCGUACACAGACCAGGGUAAUUUAGAAUCAAUCCAAUGGCGUUUCUGAGAAAGCAACACCACGAACCGCCAGAAGAAGACGUCGACGUCGAUAAUCACGCAGAUACUCCGAUACGGUACGUGUCUCUGGACCGCGUCUACUCAUCUGCUUCUCUCUGUGGCGGUGCCACUGGAUCCUCUAGCGUCAUGUCGAAGAAAGUCAAAGCCCGCAAGCUCAUCGACAGUCACCUGGACGCCUCUGAUGAUCCUAAGCCACCGCACACGACUCCAGACAACAAACCGGAAAUCGUACGCGUUUACUAUCGACGGAAGAAACGACCGCGGUUGUCAUUCUUCGAUGCGGCGCUUGCGCGCUGUUCGUCCUCCACCGUGGAGGAGGUGGAUGUCGAGACCGAAAUUCUUGAACUGGAAGACUGUAAUGAGACUGCGGAGGCGGAGGAAGGAGCGAACAGUGAUUUGAAGAGGAAGAAGGGGAAGAGGCAAAGAGUUGGGAGCAGUGAGUUGGUGAAAUUGGGAGUUGAUUCCAGCGCUUUGCGUGGUCUGGAUGGGCCGCGAUUGAGGGAUUAUCGAAAUAAUCAUAGGAAUGUUUUGACGCCGGAGAGAAAUAGUGGCCAUUCAUUGCUGACCGGCGAUAAGUGUCUUUCGGCUUCUUCUGAUUCUAGGAAGUGGGUCCGGUUGAGUUUUGAUGGUGUUGAUCCAGCAACGUUCAUUGGCCUACAAUGCAAGGUUUUUUGGCCGUUGGAUGCUGAUUGGUAUGCUGGACGUGUUCUUGGGUACAAUUCAGAGACCAAUCGACAUCAUAUUGAAUAUGUGGAUGGAGAUAAAGAAGAUUUGAUUAUUCCAAAUGAAAAAGUUAAAUUUCACCUUUCUCGGGCAGAAAUGGAGCGGUUGAACCUGAAAUUUAGUGUUAACAGUGCAGACACUGAUGGCAAUGAUUAUAACGAAAUGGUUGUCUUGGCUGCUAGUUUAGAUGACUGCCAAGAAUUUGAAGCUGGAGACAUUAUAUGGGCAAAACUAACUGGUCAUGCUAUGUGGCCUGCGAUUAUAGUUGAUGAAUCUCUUGUUGGUGACCGUAAAGGUUUACACAAAGUACCAGGAGGGAAAUCAAUUCCUGUGCAAUUUUUUGGCACCCAUGAUUUUGCCAGAAUAAAAGUGAAACAAGUUAUCUCAUUUCUCAAAGGACUUCUUUCUUCCUACCACCUGAAGUGCAAGCAACCUCGUUUCGCUCGAAGCUUGGAGGAAGCAAAAAUGUAUCUUAGUGAACAGAAGCUUCCAGCUAGAAUGCUUCGCCUGCGGAAUGGCAAUACUGCUGAUAAUUGUGCAAGUACAAGUAGUGAGGAUGAAGCAAGUUCAGAUUCAGGUGAAGACUGCAUAGUAGAUGGAGCUUUUCAGAGGACAGCUGGAGGUCUUGGGACCUCUCCAUAUGUAAUGGGGGAUUUACGAAUAUUAAACCUUGGGAAGGUUGUUAAGGAUUCAGAGUUUUUCCAGAAUGAUAAGUUUAUCUGGCCUGAAGGAUAUACAGCCAUGAGGAAGUUUACUUCACUAAAAGAUCCAAAUGAUUGUGCCUUAUAUAAGAUGGAAGUAUUAAGGGAUGCUGAUUUAAAGAUUCGACCUCUUUUUAAAGUGACAGCAGAUAAUGGAGAACAGUUCAAAGGAUCAUCGCCAUCUGCAUGCUGGAAUAAAGUAUAUAGAAAGUUAAGGAAAAUGAAAAAUAUUGAUGGUUCUGGUUCUGGAGAAAAGAUCUAUAUAUCUGGUUUGGACAUGUUUGGUUUCUCCAAUCCUGAAGUUGCCAAAUUAAUAGAGGGGCUAUCAAAAUCAAGAUUUCAUUCAAAAUUUUCAGUGUCCAAAUAUCGUCCUGGAAGGUAUGAAGAUCUGCAUGUUGGUUAUAGACCAGUUCGUGUCAACUGGAGGGACCUUGAUAAGUGCAAUGUUUGUCACAUGGAUGAGGAAUAUGAGAACAAUCUCUUCUUGCAAUGUGAUAAAUGCAGAAUGAUGGUCCAUGCUAGAUGCUAUGGGGAAUUGGAACCUGUUGAUGGUGUGCUGUGGUUAUGUAACUUAUGUCGCCCAGGGGCCCCUGAUACUCCUCCACCAUGCUGUCUUUGUCCUGUGAUAGGAGGUGCUAUGAAGCCGACGACUGAUGGACGUUGGGCUCAUUUGGCUUGUGCCAUAUGGAUACCUGAAACAUGCUUAUCUGAUAUCAAGAGGAUGGAGCCAAUUGAUGGACUAAAUAGAAUUAGUAAGGACCGUUGGAAGCUGUUAUGUAGCAUCUGUGGUGUAGCAUAUGGAGCUUGUAUCCAAUGUUCAAACAAUUCUUGUCGGGUGGCAUAUCAUCCACUGUGUGCGCGUGCUGCUGGUCUUUGUGUUGAGCUUGAGGAUGAGGAUAGGCUCCAUCUCCUUUCUGUAGAUGAUGAUGAAGAAGAUCAGUGCAUUCGCUUUCUUUCCUUUUGCAAGAAGCAUAGGCAACCGUCUAAUGAUCGUUCAGCAUCUGAUGAACGGAUUUGGCAAAUUGCUCGUCCAUGUUCUGAUUAUGUCCCACCAUCUAAUCCUUCUGGCUGUGCCCGUACUGAAGUUAUAUAA
This is a messenger RNA of Carica papaya (papaya), 2744 nucleotides long. Lineage: Eukaryota; Viridiplantae; Streptophyta; Magnoliopsida; Brassicales; Caricaceae. The record is from RefSeq and is a predicted model, not a curated record.